This is a messenger RNA of Hordeum vulgare subsp. vulgare (domesticated barley), 1966 nucleotides long. RefSeq names its product glycosyltransferase BC10-like. Gene Ontology annotation, molecular function: glycosyltransferase activity. NCBI's taxonomy places the organism in Eukaryota, Viridiplantae, Streptophyta, Magnoliopsida, Poales, Poaceae. The coding region runs from base 571 to 1827 and encodes 418 amino acids. The record is from RefSeq and is a predicted model, not a curated record. Gene Ontology annotation, cellular component: membrane. The transcript has 3 exons.
UCAAACUGUAUUUUCGGCCAUACGGCAUGGCCUAGCGAGGGUCUAUCGUCCAUGGCCGCACCGAAGGAGCUCAUCGCCGGCGGCCUGUCUGACGGCUCGUCCAUAGCAGAUGCACGGCAUGUUGUUGGCCCGGCGGACAGGAGUACUAGACGUUCACGGUAGCCGUGUGCCAAGGCGUCGUCGCGGACCAACUCCCGAACGGCGGUCACCGCACGCCAAGACGGCAGCGUACGUACUGCUCCUUGGCACUACACUCGCUCGCGCCUGAGCUCGUUGUCGUCGCGGCGAGACGGGCUGAUUGUCAAUGGCGGCCGCAAGCCACGAUUGCUGGUUGGUCGAAGUCCACGGUCAUGAUGCCCGCACGCCAAGACGUCAUGUGUUUUGUUGGCCUGACUGCUCGUACCAACUCUUUAUCAACAGCAGCGCACACAGGCAUCAAACUGCUUCAUGUAGCGUGGUUAACUGAUCGAUUGAUUUGGUUGGACAAGACGACAACACCUCUGCCUCUGCCUGCUGCAGCCGGAAGCUGAAGCAAGUCCAACCAGCGCCGAUCAUCCACAGCUCAGGGCCAUGCAGGCAGGAGGAGGAGCGGCGGCGGUGGUGGUGGUGGACGGCGGCAAGGACGGGCAUGCGACGCCGAGGACGUUCCCGGCGAAGCUACUCAGGCCGGUGCUCCUCUCGGCGGUGCUCGCCACGGGCUUCCUCGCCGCGGCCCUGCUCAUGUUCCCCGGCGGCGCCUCCUCCUACUACCGCCUCCCGAGACUGGCCGCGCCGGACGCGCUGCGCCCAACGCCGGCGCGCCACCAGCAGCGCGGGGAGGAGGAGCUGGAGAGCCAGGAAAGCGGGGCGGCGGAGCGGUGGUGGGCGCGGCCUCCGGCGAGGAGCGCGUGGCACAACAUGAGCGAGGAGGAGCUGUUGUGGGCGGCGUCCUUCGAGCCCCGCGCGCAACACCGCCGGUGGCCUCCCGGCAUGCCGCACCGGACGCCCAAGGUGGCCUUCAUGUUCCUCACCCGCGGCCCGCUGCCGCUGGCGCCGCUGUGGGAGCGCUUCUUCAACGGCACCGGCGCGGAAGGCGGCAGGGAGCGGCUCUUCUCCGUGUACGUGCACACCACGCCGGGGUUCCGCCUCGACUUCCCGCCGUCGUCGCCGUUCCACCGCCGGCAGGUGCCCAGCAAGGCGACGCGGUGGGGCGAUGCAAACAUGGUGGACGCGGAGCGGCGACUGCUGGCGAACGCGCUGCUCGACUUCAACAAUGAGCGCUUCGUCCUCGUCUCUGAAUCCUGCAUCCCGCUCUACCCGCUCCCGGUGGUUCAUGCCUACUUGACCCGGUCCCGACACAGCUUCGUCGGCGCCUUCGAUGAGCCGAGCCAGCACGGCCGAGGGCGGUAUCGUGUUGGGCUGGCCCCGGACGUGACUCUCGCCCAGUGGCGCAAGGGCGCGCAAUGGUUCGAGAUGGACCGGCACCUAGCCGUGUACGUGAUCGCCGACGACCGGUACUACCCGCGGUUUCGGAACGAGUGUCGGGCGCCGUGCUAUGUGGACGAGCACUACCUCCCAACCGUGCUCUCCAUUGUGGCGCCAAAGCAGAUCGCCAAUCGGACCAUCACCUUGGUCGAUUGGUCGCGCGGCGGCGCGCACCCGGCCACCUUUGGCACCCCCGAUGUGACAGAGGACUUUCUGGGGAGGCUGGUGGGGAAGAAGGGGAGUCCUGAGAGGUGCAUGUACAACGGGCAGUCAAUCGAGGUGUGCUUCCUCUUUGCAAGGAAGUUCGCCCCUGUUGCGCUGCCACAACUGCUCAGCCUUUCCUCCGAGAUCCUUGGAUACUAGCUAUGACUUUUACUUAACUGAUUCUGGUUGCUUAUGUACAGCUCAUACUCACUAGACAGGAAUAGAGGAAUACAAUUUUUUUCCAUGUGUCACAAGAACAAAAGGAUGAAUGGUUGAGUGGGUAGUUUUUUCGUAACCA